AUGGAUAGGAGGGAAAUUCCUCGUAGGGCAAUUGGGAAAUUUGCAAGGUUUGCGUGGAGUGUGCACCUGAGACCUGCCUCACUGACUGUUCCUAGAUGUGUUAAUGUGGAAGAUGUCAAAUUUGUCAUAAACUUUGACUACCCAUCAAGUUCAGAGGAUUAUGUGCACCGUAUUGGACGUACUGGUCGCUCUCAACGUACUGGUACAGCCUACACAUUCUUCACACCUGGCAAUGCCAGGCAAGCCUCUGACCUAGUUGCUGUUCUUCGAGAGGCAAACCAAGUUAUAAAUCCCAAGUUGUAUGAGAUGGCAGAAGUUUCUAAAGGGCUUGGUGGGAGAGGGAGAAACAGAUGGAGAGGCAGGGAUCGAGACAGGGAGAGGGACCGUGACAGGGAUAGAGAUCGAGGAGCACGAGGAUUUGGGGGUCGCAGUCGUUCCCGUAGCCACAGCAGAAAUGAAUAUGUGAUCGGCAAUAGCUACUGGAGCUCGGCGACAGGGGAGAGGUGA
Zootermopsis nevadensis is the source of this 507-nucleotide messenger RNA. The record is from RefSeq and is a predicted model, not a curated record. Lineage: Eukaryota; Metazoa; Arthropoda; Insecta; Blattodea; Termopsidae.